ACCCAGGGUGAGGCUCGUGGCUUGCCCGGAGGGAGAAGAGGAGCGCCUGGGGAGGUGGGGGCGGUGAGGGGGGAGAGCUGCCUUGGGCACUUGGGACGCAGGCGCAGUAGUUGGGAUAGAUAGCAUCGGAUAGCAGUCGCGGAGACAGCAGCAUCAGCAUCAGCCAACAGGUCCUGGCCCAAAUCUGGAAGGUCCCUUUGAAGACAUGGCCCUGGUGAAAGCCGGCUGGCUCUGGAGGCAGAGCUCCAUCCUUCGACGUUGGAAGCGGAACUGGUUCGUUCUGUGGCUAGAUGGCACCCUGGGCUACUACAAGGAUGACAGCCUGGAGGAGGAGGAGGACCGAGUGCUGAUCCGGUUCAAUUGCCGAGAGGUGAAGACUGGGCAGGAGUGCCCAGAGGUACAGCUGCCUGAGGGUCGGAACCGGGACUCUCUCCUGAUGGUGUACCUGAGGGAUGGCCCCCGCCUGACACUAUGUGCUGAGACUAAGGAUGAGGCUUUAGCAUGGAAGGCCGCCCUCCUAGAAGCAAACUCCACCCCGGAGGCCCUGGGGGCAAUAGGUACUGUCCCCCUGUGGAGCUGGCGGGCUCGGCCUCGGGGCAGGUGCGUGGUCCGCGAGUGGCACGCCAAUGUAGGGUGGCCCUUCUCUUGGGCAAGGCGACGCUGGGUACGCAUCUAUGACCCCUACGAUGACUAUUACCAAAUGGUGCCACCCAAUGCCCACGAUGCCACCUACAUCCGCACUGGCUACUAUGGGCCCCAGUAUGGAGCUCCAGGAGUGACCCACGUCAUCCUGCGUGACUCACCAUACUAUGGCAGAGAUACUGGGGGUGAGCUCGCUAUGGGCAUGUUGGCUGGAGCUGCCACAGGGGCAGCUCUGGGCUCCCUCAUGUGGAUGCCCUGCUGGUUCUGAGGCCUCACACCCAGGAGCACCUGAAGAUUCUCCCCACCAUUGGGACAGAGACCCUGACCCUGCCCUGGCCCUCAGUAGAUGCCUGUCUGUCUGUGGCAUAAACUUCUCCUUGGUGGUCCUGCCCUGACCUCCCCAGAAUCCCAAGGACUGGGUUUUGCUCCCUCAGCCUUUGCUCCGGUCAAGCUCUGGCUAUUUACAGUCUCUCUAACACCCAUGCCCUUCUGUGCCCCAACUACAAAAUAGAUAUAGGAUGUCUUGACUCUCACCAUAUCCCACAGUGACACCCCCACCCCAGCUGUGGUCUGAGUGGUUCCUUCACCCAUCCCCAUUACACAUACACACACACACACACACACACACGCACAUUCACGCACGCACCCAGAGAAGGGCCCACAGACACAGACACACUUAUGCCUCAUUCUUCCAAACACAUCCUUCCAAACCCAGAUAGAUUCACAAACCCAGCCAUCAAUAGCCAUACCCCAUCACCCUCAGGAGUGCAGAGAUAUCUAGAUACUCACAAACAUAUACUUGCAGGCACCCCUCCCAAUUCCCUUCUUUAGACAUACAUGCACAGCUCCCCUAUUCCCCCACACACAGACAUACACACAUACAUACCCUUCCUACCCAGGGAAUUGAACCAGAAACUUCGUUCUCUCCUGCAUAUCAAGCACAACUGCAUUCUUACAGAUACUCCUAGCACACAUACCUACCACACACAGAAACACAUAAGUCCUCCUCUCCCUUCCCCUAAAAACACACUGGUACACACAGUUCAGUAAAGAGAGAGAGAGAGAGAGAGAGAGAGAGAGAGAGAGAGAGAGAGAGAGAGAGAGAGAGGGAGG
Messenger RNA from Phascolarctos cinereus (koala), 1755 nucleotides. RefSeq names its product pleckstrin homology domain containing B1 (gene PLEKHB1). Gene Ontology annotation, cellular component: membrane. Gene Ontology annotation, biological process: regulation of cell differentiation. Lineage: Eukaryota; Metazoa; Chordata; Mammalia; Diprotodontia; Phascolarctidae. The record is from RefSeq and is a predicted model, not a curated record.